Molecule: messenger RNA, 4424 nt
Organism: Drosophila sulfurigaster albostrigata
Lineage: Eukaryota; Metazoa; Arthropoda; Insecta; Diptera; Drosophilidae
Gene: jar
Product: myosin heavy chain 95F
Exons: 18
Coding region: 437-4189 (1250 amino acids)
Biological process (GO): endocytosis; actin filament organization; vesicle transport along actin filament
Cellular component (GO): myosin complex; actin cytoskeleton; endocytic vesicle
Molecular function (GO): microfilament motor activity; ATP binding; actin filament binding
Source: RefSeq, a predicted model, not a curated record
AAACAUCGAACGUUGCGGUCGGUGAGCGCAUGUAGCGCAGUUAUUAUGAGAAUUUAAUAUGAAAUUUUAGUUAAAUAAACAAGACAGUCUAUUGAAAUACGUCAAGUGUAAAUUCGGGUGUGAGGACAAUUUCGCCUUCUUUGCAGCUGUUUUAGCUGCACAGCAGCGCACUGUAUCGAACAACAAAAUUUAUUAACGGAAAUUCGCGCGUUUUUUUAUUAGUGAGCGUGUCAAAAAUUCAAGUAUUCUUUGUACACAUUGUUUGGAUUUGUUGUGCUUGUUAAAUUUGCCAAAAAACGAAAAACCCAUAAAGUACACAGCAUAAACACCGGCAAAGCGGCUCCACGACGGCGCAACAACAACGGCAAAGGCGACAACAACAACAACAACAACAGCGACAACGACAAUAGCGGAAGCAGCAGCAACAGUGCGCAAAAUGUUGGAGGAUACCCAGCUUGUAUGGGUAAGAGAUCCGGCGGAUGGAUAUAUACAGGGUCGGAUUACGGAAAUUGGCAGCAAAGAGUUUGAAGUUACGCCCAUAGAUCGUAAAUUCCCGAAACGCACUUGUCACUACGAUGAUAUACACUCCUCAUGUGAUGGACCACAGGAUCACGAUGAUAACUGUGAACUUAUGCUACUCAACGAGGCCACAUUUCUGGACAAUUUGAAAACGCGUUACUACAAAGACAAGAUCUAUACAUAUGUGGCAAACAUACUCAUUGCUGUGAAUCCGUAUCGUGAGAUCAAGGAGCUCUAUGCGCCGGAUACCAUCAAGAAGUACAAUGGACGCUCGUUGGGUGAAUUGCCGCCGCAUGUGUUUGCCAUUGCGGAUAAGGCCAUUCGAGACAUGCGCGUCUACAAGUUGUCGCAGUCGAUCAUUGUGUCGGGAGAGUCGGGUGCUGGCAAAACGGAGUCCACCAAAUAUUUGCUCAAGUAUCUGUGUUACUCACACGACAGCGCCGGUCCCAUAGAGACGAAAAUAUUGGAUGCCAAUCCCGUGCUGGAGGCCUUUGGCAAUGCGAAGACCACACGCAACAAUAACUCUUCACGCUUCGGCAAGUUCAUUGAGGUGCACUACGAUGGCAAGUGUCAAGUGGUGGGAGGCUACAUCUCUCACUAUCUGCUCGAGAAGAGUCGCAUUUGCACCCAAAGCGCCGAGGAGCGUAACUAUCAUGUGUUCUACAUGCUGCUAGCUGGCGCUCCGCAGCAGCUGCGUGACAAGCUGAGCUUGGGGAAGCCGGAUGAUUAUCGCUAUCUCUCUGGCUGCACGCAAUACUUUGCCAAUGCCAAGACCGAGCAGCUUAUACCCGGCACUCAGAAGUCCAACAGUCAUCAGAAGAAGGGUCCGCUCAAGGAUCCCAUUAUCGAUGACUAUCAACACUUUCAAAAUCUGGACAAGGCGCUGGGUCGCUUAGGACUCUCUGAGACCGAUAAAAUGGGCAUCUAUACGCUGGUGGCAGCUGUGCUGCAUUUGGGUAACAUCACCUUCGAGGAGAUACCAGACGAUGUGCGUGGCGGUUGUCAGGUGUCCGAGGCAUCAGAGCAAUCGAUGACCAUCACCAGCGGAUUGCUGGGCGUGGAUGAGACCGAGCUGCGCACCGCUUUGGUGUCACGCGUCAUGCAGAGCAAAGGCGGUGGCUUCAAGGGCACGGUUAUCAUGGUUCCUCUAAAGAUCUACGAGGCGAACAAUGCACGCGAUGCCUUGGCCAAGGCCAUCUAUAGUCGCCUCUUCGAUCGCAUUGUGGCUCUGAUCAAUCAGAGCAUUCCCUUCCAGGCAUCAAACUUUUACAUUGGUGUGCUCGAUAUUGCGGGCUUUGAGUACUUUACGGUCAACUCAUUUGAGCAGUUCUGCAUCAAUUACUGCAACGAAAAGCUGCAGAAAUUCUUCAACGACAACAUCUUGAAGAACGAACAGGAGCUGUAUAAACGCGAGGGUCUCAAUGUGCCCGAGAUUACGUUCACGGACAAUCAGGAUAUUAUUGAACUGAUCGAGGCCAAGGCAAAUGGCAUCUUUACGCUGCUGGACGAGGAGUCCAAGUUGCCUAAGCCAUCGCCUUCGCAUUUUACCGCCGAGGUGCACAAGUCGUGGGCCAAUCAUUAUCGUCUCGGUUUGCCGCGUUCUUCUCGCCUCAAAGCGCAUCGCACGCUGCGCGAUGAGGAAGGUUUCCUGGUGCGUCAUUUCGCUGGCGCCGUUUGCUACAACACCGAGCAGUUCAUCGAAAAGAACAACGAUGCGUUGCACGCCUCACUCGAGGGUCUAGUGCAGGAGUGCGAGAAUCCAUUGCUCAAACAGCUCUUCCCAUCGGGCAGCAAUACUUCGGUGCGUGGCAAGCUCAAUUUCAUCUCUGUUGGCUCCAAGUUCAAGACACAGCUGGGCGAACUCAUGGAGAAACUCGAGCAGAAUGGCACCAAUUUCAUACGUUGCAUCAAGCCCAACAGCAAGAUGGUUGAUCGCCAGUUCGAAGGCAGCUUGGCGCUGGCGCAGCUCAAGUGCUCAGGCACCAUAUCGGUGCUGGAGCUGAUGGAGCAUGGUUUCCCGUCGCGUGUUCUCUUUGCCGAUCUCUACAGCAUGUACAAGUCGGUGCUGCCGCCAGAAUUGGUCUCACUGCCAGCCCGCACCUUUUGCGAGGCCAUGUUCCAGUCGCUUAAUCUGAGCGCCAAGGACUUUAAGUUCGGCAUCACCAAGGUCUUCUUCCGGCCGGGCAAAUUCGUGGAGUUUGAUCGCAUUAUGCGUUCCGAUCCCGAGAAUAUGCUGGCCAUUGUGGCCAAGGUGAAGAAGUGGCUGAUACGUUCACGCUGGGUCAAGUCUGCGCUCGGUGCACUUUGCGUCAUUAAAUUGCGCAAUCGCAUUAUUUUCCGCAACAAGUGUGUGCUGACAGCUCAGCGCAUUGCUCGUGGCUUUUUGGCACGCAAACAGCAUCGUCCUCGGUAUCAGGGCAUUGCGAAGAUCAACAAGAUACGCACCAACACGCUGAAGACCAUCGAGAUUGCCAACGGCUUGAAGUUGGGUCGUGAUGAGAUUGUCGGCGGUGUCAAUGAUAUCUACAGGCAAAUUGAUGAUGCCAUCAAUAAGAUCAAGCAAAAUCCUCGCAUUACACAGCGUGAAAUUGAUUCAAUGUACACGGUGGUCAUGGCCAACAUGAAUAAGCUGACUGUCGAUCUGAAUACCAAGCUGAAGGAGCAACAGCAGGCCGAGGAGCAGGAACGUUUGCGCAAGAUUCAAGAGGCCCUGGAGGCAGAACGUCGUGCCAAGGAGGCCGAAGAGCAACGUCUACGCGAAGAAGCUGAAAACAAGCGACUCAAAGUGGAAAUGGAAACCAGACGCAAGUUGGCCGAGGCACAACGUCUGAAACAGGAGGAAGAGGAUCGUCGCGCUGCCUUAUCGCUGCAGGCACAGCUGGAGAAAGAAGCCAAGGACGAUGCCAAGUAUCGUCAACAGCUCGAACAGGAGCGUCGCGAUCACGAACUCGCUCUGCGUUUGGCCAGCGAAUCCAAUGGCCAGGUGGAAGAUAGUCCACCUGUUAUACGCAAUGGUGGUCUCAAUGACGCGUCUCCCAUGGGUUCCAACAAACUGAUCAGUUUUUCACAAGUUGUGUCAAACAUUGCUUCGCGAUAUUUAAAUAAAUCGGAGAAUGUGCGUGCACAGCAGCAAGCAUUGGGCAAACAAAAGUUCGACUUGUCCAAAUGGAAGUAUUCGGAACUGCGCGAUGCUAUCAACACGUCCUGUGAUAUUGAACUACUUGAGGCCUGUCGCCAAGAGUUCCAUCGCCGCUUGAAGGUGUAUCAUGCCUGGAAGGCAAAGAACCGCAAGCGUACCACCAUGGAUGAGAAUGAGCGUGCUCCACGCAGCGUUAUGGAAGCUGCUUUUAAGCAGCCGCCAAUUGUGCAGCCCAUACAGGAAAUUGUGGCGGCUCAGCAUCGCUACUUCCGCAUACCCUUUAUGCGAGCCAAUGCGCCUGAUAACACUAAGCGUGGCUUGUGGUAUGCCCACUUCGAUGGCCAGUGGAUUGCCCGGCAAAUGGAGCUGCAUGCUGAUAAGCCGCCAAUUUUGCUGGUUGCCGGCACCGAUGAUAUGCAGAUGUGUGAACUGAGCUUGGAGGAGACGGGCUUGACGCGUAAGCGCGGUGCCGAAAUACUUGACCAUGAAUUCAAUCGCGAAUGGGAACGUAAUGGGGGGCAAACCCUAUAAGAGCCUGGGUGCUAAGCCCAAUGGAGCGGGCAUAUAAACACAACUUAUUCAAGCCAACAAUGUGUGAACCGUAACGAAACGUUAGGAACAAAUGCAAAGAAAAUCAAAUCUGCCGUUUGUCGAUCGAUUAUGAUCGAGUAGACAACAAAAAUUCGCAGUCUUAAAAUUUUAUAAUAUUUUUGCAAACACUUUUUGAUAAAGACCACGUCCAAAAUCUUAUGGUUCUAAAAAUGAA